Messenger RNA from Aureobasidium subglaciale EXF-2481, 2281 nucleotides. RefSeq lists its product as uncharacterized. The transcript is spliced from 2 exons. Gene Ontology annotation, cellular component: site of double-strand break. NCBI's taxonomy places the organism in Eukaryota, Fungi, Ascomycota, Dothideomycetes, Dothideales, Saccotheciaceae. The coding region runs from base 243 to 1994 and encodes 583 amino acids. The record is from RefSeq and is a predicted model, not a curated record.
CGUGACUGAGUUCCAUGCUUCAUCAUCGCUGAAAUUACUUUCGGAAGCUGCGUGAAUACAACAGACAUAGACUCACAUGGUUGUAUCGACUCGCGCCAGGCUUCCACGACGACAAUAGGAAAAUAGGACCAUAGGACGAUAGGCUCACCUACCAUGGUCGCCCCUACAUAAUCAGUCCAUCAUCAGCGGAAGAACGAGAGGACGGCAGCGGCUAGCAGAGACUUGCGAGUCGCGAAAGAGCUAUGGAUACAUUCAUGGGGACACCUUCCAAGAGGCGCUCCAUCUCAGACGUUAGCGCAACAGCUGCAAGGCUUCAGCCGUCGCCGCUUUUGACCAGUCGAAUUCCAAAUGCAACCAAGGACGACAGUCUGCUCGACACAUCACCACAGACGCCGAGACGGCCUGACUUCCUGGGGAGAGGGCUGUCGUUACAGAUGCCACCAAAGACGACGGCAACGACAGCUACGACGUCCAUGGCAGCUCCCAACACUGUCCAGCGCGUACCAUUAUCGCCCCAACUUGACACUCAAACUUCCUACGCCUCGCCUCAGACCUCUCUACCGCGUCAUUCGCGUGGUCUGGACUUUUCCAGAGCUUGCACGAAUCUCCACCACUCGACUCUGGCCGAAAAUCCAUCUCCGAGUUCAUCACCCAUCAUGACCCAAAGCGCGCGGAAACCUAGUGUGAACAGUAUGAUGCUCGACUCUCCAAAUCUCUGGCCUCAAAUUCAGGCAGACCGGAGUGCUGUCAGCAGCAGUGUGGGCAGUGUCAGUAUGCUUGCAGAUGAAGACAGCGACGACAGUACGAGUGACGAUGAUGUUAUGGACGAUAUGGAUGAUCAGAUCUUGACGACUCCGCAAGUCAGAAAGACGACCAACCCUCAAGCUCCAACUCCCUUCGGAAACCACAGCACCGUCAUGUGGAGCAACAACUUUUCACCAGCCCACGCCAGUCUGAUGAAGACCUUCCAGCGCAGUCGUUUGAAGAAAGGAAGAAGCAGGAAAAGCUCAAGCAGUGCCAGUAACAAUUCCGCCAUGCCCAGCCCGCGCACAACUUCGCCGCCGCCGUUGCGCAGCAUUGAAAACUCGGCCCACUUCGGUUGGCCGCGCCUUCGAGAAAACAGACCUGAGCACCCCUCCCUUUCAUCUGGUAACGACAGUGGAGACGAGGCCGCUGCUUCCUCUUCAACUCCAGGUGUUGUGCGCCGGGCCGUCACUCGCAGAGGAAACUUGCUUCCAAAGACAAAGAACUUUGCGCGCAUUCGUGCCGCCCUGCUUGAGGAGUCGGCUCCGGUUGAUAGCGAAGUCCGACGGGAGGCAGAGACAAUGCGUCAAGUCCAUAACCAUGAUCCAGUCCCCGACCUUGAAGGUCCUUCACCCGAUCCCUCAUCAUCACAACCCAACGCCAAUUCUAACGAUCCCAAUGACCCUCAACCAGAUGUCAUCAACAACAAUCCUAUCAGUUUCAACCUCCACGCCCAUCGCAACUCGGGUGGUGUCGACUACUGGCACAAACUCGAGACCGAAUUGCACACUCCUCCUCCACCCGCCUUCCCUGCUCGCGGCAGCUCAUCGCUGUCUGGCGAUGUUAACAUGGAUUCGCCUGCCGACAGCUCGACUCUGCGUUCCGCAUCUGUCAUAAGCAUGAACGAACCCUCUGUCGCCUCUUCAGCCGAGACAGACCUUCAAGCAUCCGCCUACGCCAAUCAAGACGCACUACGCCGACCGUUUGGCAAACGUCGCCGUGACGACGACUUUGAUAUGCAGAGCUUCAAGCGCAGGGCUGUCAGUCCUAGCAUGAGUGUACAUGGAGGCAGUCCUGUUGUUGCAUCUCCUGUUGCUUCAGCUGCAGCACGUAACCAAAGUCUGCCCAAAGAUGGUGCCCCCCUUGAGAAGAGUAUCAGUGGAGGUGCUGGUGGUACUGCUCCUAGAAGGAUUGGUCUGCAAGGUAUGGUUGAUACGAACGAAGGUAUCAUGAGGAUGAGCAUCGAGUAGUAAUCUUGCUAUCUUGGCUGGUCCUUCUCUCGACUUCACCAUUCCUUCGUCCAUCGCCUCUUGGUAACAACUGGACAUUCUUUUCUCUUCUUUUUUUCUUCUCGUAUACUCGCGUUGGGUCUUUAUAAGCGUGUGGAGUUGGAGGUUUUUCUGGCGUUUCAUCAAUUUGUCUUUCACCAAAGGCUUUCAGCACGAUACCAUAAGUAUCGCUUGAUCACAUAUAUUACCAUCCCUUUUCUCCUCUCUUCCAGUUCCAUCCCCAGGGUGUCGACACAAGAGAUUUUACC